UCUUCUAGCCAUCCAGUGAAUUCAAGAUGACGAGGCUCACAAUUCUAGCAGGUUUAUGUCUGGUCAUAUGCCAGCUGGGGUCUGCCACUGAGAUGGCAUGCUACUUCACCAACUGGUCCCAGUACAGGCCGGGUGAGGGCAAGUUCAUGCCCCAAAAUGUGGACCCCUUCCUGUGUACCCAUCUGAUUUAUGCCUUCUCCAUCAUCAACCAUAACAACGAGCUGGUUACCUACGAGUGGAAUGAUGACGUCCUCUACAAGUCCUUCAAUUCUCUGAAGACAAAGAAUCCUCACCUGAAGACUCUGCUGGCUGUUGGAGGAUGGAACUUUGGCUCAUCACAGUUCUCCAUCAUGGUGUCCACUCCUGCCAACCGUCAGAAGUUCAUCCAGUCUAGCAUCAAAUUCCUGAGGACUCAUGGAUUUGAUGGUCUGGAUCUGGACUGGGAGUACCCUGGAGCCCGUGGAAGUCCUCCAGAGGACAAGCAGAGGUUCACUUUGCUCUGCAGGGAACUUGUUGCGGCUUAUGCAGCAGAGGCCAAGUCCACCGGUAAUCCUCAGCUCAUGCUGACUGCUGCAGUGUCUGCUGGAAAAGGAACCAUCGAUGGCGGAUAUGAGAUUGCUGAGAUUGCCAAAGAACUGGACUUCAUCAAUGUGAUGACCUACGACUUCCAUGGAACGUGGGAGCAGUUCACAGGACACAACAGUCCUCUGUAUCGUGGAUCACAGGACAGCGGAAACCUCAUUUACUUCAACACUGACUAUGCUAUGAAGUACUGGAGAGACAACGGCACCCCUGUGGAGAAGCUGAGGAUGGGAUUUGCUACUUAUGGUCGUACCUUCCGUCUGACAUCAUCAGACAAUGGAGUUGGAGCUCCAGCUAGCGGACCUGCAUCAGCUGGACAAUUCACACGUGAAGCUGGAUUCUGGUCCUACUAUGAGAUCUGUGGCUUUUUGAAGGGCACCACAAUUCAGUGGAUUGAGGACCAGAAAGUCCCCUAUGCUACUAAAAACAAUGAGUGGGUGGGAUUCGACACUCAGGAGAGUUUUAAUACCAAGGUGCGCUACCUUCAGGAACAGAAGUUUGGCGGUGCCUUUGUGUGGGCCCUGGAUCUGGAUGACUUUGCUGGAAGGUUCUGCGGUCAGGGUAACCACCCUCUGAUGUCUCAUCUCCGCAAACUGCUAAAUAUUGAGCUUCCCCCAUUGCCCCCAACCACCACUCCCAGACCUGGUGCUAGCACCACCUCUCCUACCACCACCCCUACCACCACCACCCAUGCACCUGGACCAGGCUUUUGCAAUGGCAAACCUGAUGGACUGUACGCCAACCCAGACGACAGGACCAGCUUCUACAUGUGUGCUGCUGGCAUCACCCAUCUGAGGUAUUGUGGAACCGGAUCUGUCUUUGAUGACAGCUGCAAGUGCUGCGUCUGGCCCUGAACCACGAGUGAAGACAGAAGUAUUACAACUUAUGUAAAUGUAAACAAUUAAACAAUCAGCUGUGAUACAGACUGUAAAGGUUGUCCUGUAACCAGUAUGUGUGUGUAAUAAUUUAGCUCCAUAGUACAUCAGUGGUGAUGUCCAAACUAACUGUAUUAUUUGUGAAGAAUGUAAAAUUUUAGAUUGGAAACAGCAACAUUAAAGUGCUUUGGUACAAAGUGAGUGAGCUCUUAUUAAUUCAGUG
Messenger RNA from Acanthochromis polyacanthus (spiny chromis), 1680 nucleotides. RefSeq names its product acidic mammalian chitinase-like. Gene Ontology annotation, biological process: chitin catabolic process; carbohydrate metabolic process. The transcript is spliced from 11 exons. Lineage: Eukaryota; Metazoa; Chordata; Actinopteri; Pomacentridae. Gene Ontology annotation, cellular component: extracellular region. Bases 27 to 1436 code for a protein of 469 amino acids. Gene Ontology annotation, molecular function: chitinase activity; chitin binding. The record is from RefSeq and is a predicted model, not a curated record.